CUGACCUACUUGAGGAGUGAAAAGAGGAACAAGUUCUAAACCAAAGCGGGUUUGAAACAUAACCAAAAGGACAAAAGAAAGCUUGGCAUACAAAUCUCAAGGGCUUUUCCUAUUAUUUUGAAGAAAGGGAACAGAUACAUUUACUUUCCUCAAAGGAAGCGGAGUUGGAUAAAAAUCCCUUCUGACGCAGUACAAUUAUACCAUAACAAUUGUGUAAUCAUCAGAUGCAACGAGAGCCAGCUUCCAAAAUCAAGGUUACUCAAUCUCUCCUCUGACACCAAGAUUUUGCCAUAUAAUGUCCUUUCAUAUCUGAAAUACCAAAACAAGCUUCAGAAAUUACUUUCAAACCAUACUUUAUGAGAAAUUACAGUGGCUUGUACCUGUGAAUUCAUUAAGGGCUUCACCAUAGUAACAAACGACAUUGUUCGUGCAGAGAUGCUGAAAAUCUGUGGAAAUACUUCAGUGGCCGUGUCUAUAGGAAUUUCCCUUCUUUUACUGUUGGUGAUCUGUGGAAUCGGGUGUGUUUGGCAUUGGAAACACAAGAAUACUAUGCAAUUUACCUUACCAAAGUUUUUGCAAAGGAGGAGAAGCAGGAGAAAAGAAGAUUGUACUAAAACAUUCUUCUUGAGUCCCCAGUUUAUCAGCCCAAGGCAUAAAAUCUCAGUUCAAACUCAAGACCGCCAUUCUGCUGGGAAGGACACUAACAUCCAUGACAACUAUGAAAAUGUGAAAGUGUGUCCUCCCAAAGCUAAAGGAGAAACGGACAAGAAACUGUAUGAAAAUACUUGGCAGGCCAAUGCUGAGGAGCAUAUCUACGGAAAUGAGACACAGUGUGACUAUUAUAAUAACUUCGAGAAGCCUAGUACUUCUGAAGCCCCUCAAGAGGAAGACAUAUAUAUUCUUCCAGAUUCAUAUUAAUUUUGCAAAUGUGUGUUUAGUUAUUGGAGGGUAAAUAUUUGCUGAGGCUUUAUUGUACUGAUACCAUCAAGUUCUUCUGUUGAAACUUGAUGAUCUCCUUUAUUGCCACCCUUCUGAAUCCUGUGUAUAUCACUGUGGACUAAUUCUAGAUAUCCUCGCCAUCCUUCUUGCCCUGGAUUAAUUCUGAAUUGUGUUUCAUUGAUUCUUCCUUCUGAGCAUUACUUGCUAUCUUUUUCUUCUUUUUCUAUCUGGACCACUUUUCUGGCUCGGGAUUGUCACCGUCUGCUCACUAGUCUUUCUGGCUUGAGUUCCUACAUACUCAGUGAUGCCGCAUAACUGCAGAAUCCUUGAGACGCUGCCAGAUUCGUCUUCAGAAAACAUUCCCAGUAGCCACAUCACUCCUCUGCAUAAAACCUCUUACUGUCUCCUCUUUGCAAAAGACAUACUACUCAGAAUUCUAACUCCAGAAUUUUACACAGUUCAAAUUUACUUUUCCAAUGAUUUAUGUUAAUCUCUCACUUCUCUGUGUUCAUCAAAACCUGCCAAACCCACCUCUCCUCCUCAGCUUUCCUUGUCUGCCCCCUCUUAAGCCUGCCUCGGACCAUAACUUCUUCCAUCUGAGUGUUUGAAUCAUUCCAAACCCACGUAUACCCUUUUUCUUUUCCUGGUGUCCUCUAGAUUUUGCUGUCUGUUCAGUUCUUUGGGCAUUUAAACAUAUGAGUGUUUGCAAUGGCAUUUUAUUAUUUAGUGUCAUGUGAAAAUGUCCUAAAUCCCAUACUAAAUAGUAAGGAACUGCCUCAUAUUCAUAUUUUAGCCCCAAUGUCUAUAGACUGCCAUAUGAGGCACUCAGUAUUGUUCAGUUGACAAGAAUUUAACUGUACUCUUCGCUAAGUACUUUUGAAAACAAUCUAAUAAAUCCAUCCAUCCAAGGAAUAUUUAUUGAGUACCUUCUAUUUACUUCUUAGCGUGCUGUACACAUGGACGGGGUAAAACAGUGAAAAGAAAGACAUGGGUCCUGAGCACACACUGCCUAGUGUGAAAGAAAAGACAAUCAACAACUACUAUGCUCUAUAUUAAGCUAUGAUACUUCUAAACCCACCGUUGUAUAUGCUGCUCUAAAUUGCUCAGGCUGGAACUCUGCAAACUACCUUUUUUCUUUGCCAGGUGUACCCACUUUAGGAUCUCUCAACAGGGGAAGGCUGGCAGGCAAUAAACAGGAAGCAAAGGGGGCCUGCCCCUUCUUGUUCUCCCUGUUGUCCUGAGAUGUACUCUUUUCAUUUAAUUUACUCCAGCAUCACUGGUGGUUCACAGUUUCCAGUUUCUUCCAGCACUCCUUAGAAGCAACUUCUUUGCACCUUGUCAGAGACGCCAGCACCACCAAGCAGCACCCUUCCCUUAGUAUCUGAGAACCAGCUCUUCCAGCCCGCCUCCAAGCUCCCAAGGGACCAGCAGGAACCAAACGGCACCUACAGCUCCUGGUCCCAGUCCCCCUCCAAGUUUCUGAUGAUCCCCAGUCUUAGGCCUUGACUCUGCAACUUCGCCCAGCUUCCACUGGGCAGGCUGUUUGUGUCUUUGGUGGCAGCACAGAAGGCAUGAGUUCCAGGUUCCAGUUUCCUCCCACUCAACCUAUAUGGUCAA
Messenger RNA from Bubalus bubalis (water buffalo), 2556 nucleotides. RefSeq names its product GRB2 binding adaptor protein, transmembrane (gene GAPT). The transcript has 4 exons. NCBI's taxonomy places the organism in Eukaryota, Metazoa, Chordata, Mammalia, Artiodactyla, Bovidae. Gene Ontology annotation, cellular component: membrane. The record is from RefSeq and is a predicted model, not a curated record. The coding region runs from base 436 to 918 and encodes 160 amino acids.